AUGCCAUAUGAAGAUUACUAUAAACGUUUACAAACUCGAUUCACUUCUAAACAAUUUUUCGUUCAACCUACUAUCACUGAUUUAUUCACGACGACGACGACGACGACGACGACGACAACAGCAUCACCAUCACUGCCACCACUACCAACAACAACAACAGCAACAACAAUAACAACUAUAAUGAAUUAUACGAAGAAUUUAAAUCGUGGAUCAAUAAUUAACCUUUUAAAUGCGCUAAAUGAUAGUUGCUCUCAAAUGGAUCAUUCAAUGAAACUGUUUAAAUUAUACAUGAGAGAUACAGUUCCAAUGUUUAUAUGUUUAAUGAUUUUAACAUUUCUAUGUUUUGUUUUGGCUGGUUUAUGUCUUAUUUUCUAUUUUAAAUUAAAUCAAACCGAAUCAUCUUUAGAUAAAUUAGACCGAUUAACUUUACGUUAUCGACGAGAAAAUGUACUACGCAAUCAACAUUAUCAAGAUUUAUGUCAACGAUACCAAUCUAGGUAUCAAUUAUUUCGACCGACGACCAAUUACCAUUAUAUAUAUAUACAUCGACAAACAUCAACAGAAAUUUUAACGAAUUUGAUCGAUGUAGCUUCGCAAACAUUUUCUUUUAUCAUUGAUACUCAAAAUGAAAUGGAACCAUUUCCAUGGACUGAACGUAUUGUACCAUCAUUAAUACAAAUACAAUUUCAAUCAAUGGAUCGUAUACCUCUUGUUCUUCUUAUUGAAGUUUUAUAUUUGAAAACAAAUUUUACAUCAAGAACCAGAGAUUAUACAAAAGAACAAAAAAUAAAACAACUGUGUAAACAAAUAUUUUCGCCAAACAACACUAUUUACGCUUGGGGAAAUCCAAGAGAAAAAUUGUCAUCAUUUUAUCCUUAUCAAUUAUUUUGCGAAAAUGAUUUAGACCAUAUGCAUUUAUAUGAUCUACAUGAUCAUUUUAAACAUUGGUAUAAAUUAACAUUUCCCUAUUCACUCAUCCAUCAAGGAAGAUCAAAAGAUCAACCGUACACAUUACAAACAGCUAUCUUUCUUGUAUUUGACGAAUGGUUAAAUACAAGAAUGCAGUACGCUUUAUGGAAUUGUGGCAUUGAUACAAAUUUGAAAACUUAUUAUCGUCAAUUUUCAUUCAAUAAUAAUAAUAAUAAUAAUAAUAAUAAAAAUUAUUACCAAUUUAUUCGACAAGAAAUUGAAUAUCGUCAACAAAUGCAAACGUAUGUUUUAUAUAAUUGUUUGGCGAUCAAAAAAAUAUUAUCUUUAAUGUUAAAACAAUGUCCAUUGGGAGCAAUGAGAAAUACUCCAUCAUGUCAAAUGAUCCAUUACAAACGAAAGAAAAGACCUCGAACACUUGUGUAA
Molecule: messenger RNA, 1353 nt
Organism: Rotaria sp. Silwood2
Lineage: Eukaryota; Metazoa; Rotifera; Eurotatoria; Philodinida; Philodinidae
Source: the annotation of a GenBank genome assembly